This is a messenger RNA of Centruroides sculpturatus (bark scorpion), 1544 nucleotides long. Its product is annotated as glutathione synthetase-like. Lineage: Eukaryota; Metazoa; Arthropoda; Arachnida; Scorpiones; Buthidae. Gene Ontology annotation, cellular component: cytosol. Gene Ontology annotation, molecular function: glutathione synthase activity; glutathione binding; ATP binding. Gene Ontology annotation, biological process: glutathione biosynthetic process. The record is from RefSeq and is a predicted model, not a curated record.
AAAACAUGUGGUUUUGAUAACGUAAACAUUGUAAAAUGGAGGUAUAUAUGAAGACGCGAAUUAAUGAAGAAGAAUUGAGAAAUUUAUCUCGUAAUGCAAAAGAUUAUGCUUUAUUGCAUGGAAUAGGUAUGCAUGUUAAAGAUAUACCAUUAGAUGCAGUUGUUCCUUUAUCUUGUACACUUUUACCAUCACCUUUUCCUGCAUAUUGGUUUGAUUAUGCUAAAAGCAUUCAAAUUGAUUUAAAUGCUGUAAUUCAUAAUGUGGCUUAUGAUGAUGAAUUUUUAAUAAAAAGUCUUAAAAGUACUGUUACAGUGGAUGAAUUUACUGCAAAAUUGUUUGAGAUAUAUCAGACUGUUCUUCAAGAAGGAACAAAUCAGGGCAUUAGUCUUGGAUUACUUCGUUCCGAUUAUUUAUUGAAUAUGAAAGAGAAUGAAAAAGAUUUAGGAUUGAAACAAGUGGAAAUAAAUACUAUUGCUUCUAGUUUUGGUGGAUUAUGCCCAAAACUACACACUCCAUCACUUCCAUGUAAUCCAGCAACAGAAGAGCUAGCUAAGGGAUUUUAUUUAGCCUGGGAAACAUAUGGAAAUAUUAAUGCUGUUUUGCUGUUUAUUGUUGAAGAAAUAACAUAUAAUAUUUGUGAUCAGAGGGCUUUAGAAUUUUGUAUUUCUGAAAAAUAUAGCCAUAAAGUUGUGGUGCUAAGACGUAAAUUUUCGGAACUAUACAAUACAGUCAGUAUUAAGAAUGGGAAGUUAUUUGUUCAAGAUUUUGAAGUUGCAGUUGUAUAUUAUCGCACAGGUUAUGAUCCAUCACAAUAUAAUGCAAAGGAUUGGGAAAUCAGACUCUUAAUAGAAAAAUCUAAAGCUAUUAAAUGUCCAUCAAUCCGAUAUCAUUUGGCUGGUACAAAAAAGAUUCAACAAGAACUAACAAAACCUGGAAUAUUGGAAAAAUUUCUCCCAAAUCUAUCAUCAGCAAGUAAAAUUAGAGAAAUAUUUGCAAAUCAGUACGCACUUGAUAUGAAUGAAGAUGGUAAUAAAGUUAUUAAAAUGGCUUUGGAAACUCCAGAAAAAUUUGUUUUAAAACCACAACGAGAAGGAGGAGGUCAUAAUGUUUAUGGUAAAAAUGUGAAGAAAGUAUUAGAAGAAAUAUAUUCAUCUAAAGAAAGAGAGGGUUAUAUUCUUAUGGAACUAAUCAAUUCACCAUCUGUAGAAAAUUAUAUCAUUCAGUGGAAUAAAGAUGCAAUUCCUUGUCAGGUUAUUUGUGAAUUAGGAAUAUUUGGAGUAAUUUUAGGAAGUAAAGAUUCAAUUCUACAUAAUUUUAAUGCUGGUUAUAUCUUACGAAGCAAAACUGUUGACUCAAAUGAAACGGGAAUUGCUGCUGGUUUUGGAGCAUUAGAUACACCAUUUUUAAAUUAAAAUUCCAAUAAGUUACAGUUCAGCAAGUCAUAUUAAUCCAGUGCCUAAAUAUUUCACUACCAAAAUUAUCUUUCAUAUUUUUUUGUAAAACAGUUCAUACAAUUGUAAAAAUAAAGAUUGUUUACAGCUAAA